UCGAGUCGCUUUGGGUGGGGUGGGGCGGGAGGUAGUGGGAAGGCCUGGCUGGCUGCAACACGCCCGCCCGCUCGCUCGCGUCGCGGUCACUUUGACGCACGCGAACCUGUUGAGCGCACGUCGUCACCUCGUCACCUCUUCUUGGUCUUGAGCGACUGCGACUGUUUGGCUUUCGGGCCGACUCGCGGAUCUCCUUCAUGCGGGACGCGUCGACGCCUUCCGCGCAGGCAGGACGCGCCGCCCGCGCCUUAACCGCCUCUGUCUGACCUGUGCGCAGGUGAGAGCCGCGCGGAUUUAAGCAUUUAAGGCCGAACCAGAGCGCGCAAGAAAAAGGAAAAACAACAACAACAAAAAAAAAACAAGAAAAAAAAAAAAAAAAAAAAGGAGCAGGACCGGGAAGGAUUUUUGUCGGACCCCGGACAACGUCCGAGAGGAGCGGGACGAGAUGGAAGUGAGCGCGGAGCAGCCCCGCUGGAUGAGCCACCACCCGGCCGUGCUGAACGAGCAGCACCCGGCCUCGCACCACCCGGGCCUGGGCCACUCCUACAUGGAGCCGUCGCAGUACCCGCUGGCCGACGACGUGGACGUCCUCUUCAACAUCGACGCGCAGGCCAACCACGUCUCGCCCUACUACGGCAACUCGGUGCGGGCCGUGCAGAGGUACCCGCCGCCCCCGCACAGUGCUCCAGUGUGCAGGCCGGCGUUGCUGCACGGCUCGCUGCCUUGGCUGGAGGCGGCCGGCGGCAAGGGGCUGGGCGCGCACCCCGGCGCGUCCCCGUGGAACCUGAGCCCCUUCCCCAAGAGCCCGCUGCACCACCACCAUCACCACCACCAUCACGGCUCCCCGGCCGGCCUGGCCGUCUACCCCCCGGCCUCGUCGUCGUCUUCGUCGUCGUCCUCGUCGUCCACCUCGUCGUCGUCGUCUUCUUCGUCGUCUUCGUCGUCGACGUCGUCGCUGUCCGGGGGCCACUCCAGCCCGCACCUGUUCACCUUCCCCCCGACCCCGCCCAAGGACGUGUCCCCGGACCCGGGCCUGUCCACGCCUGGCUCCGGCGGCCCCCCCGGGUCUCGCCCGGAGGACAAGGAGUGCGUCAAGUACCAGGUGACGCUGGGCGACAGCAUGAAACUGGAGACGGCGCACGGCCGCGGGGUGGCUGCGGCGGCGCUGGGGCCGGGGCCGGGGCCGGGCCCCCCCGUCUCGCACCACCAUCACCACCACCACCACCCCAUCGCCACUUACCCACAAUAUGUCCCCGAAUACGGGCCAGGCCUCUUCCCACCAAGUAGCCUGAUAGGUGGGUCCUCUUCUAGUUAUGGUUCCAAAACAAGACCAAAAACAAGGUCCUGUUCAGAGGGCAGGGAGUGCGUGAACUGCGGCGCCACGUCGACCCCGCUGUGGCGACGGGACGGUACGGGCCACUAUCUGUGUAACGCCUGCGGCCUGUACCACAAGAUGAACGGCCAGAACCGGCCCCUCAUCAAGCCCAAGCGGCGGCUGUCGGCGGCCAGGCGCGCGGGCACGUCGUGCGCCAACUGCCAGACGACCACCACCACGCUGUGGAGGCGCAACGCCAACGGCGACCCGGUGUGCAACGCCUGCGGACUCUACUUCAAGCUGCACAAUAGGGAUUGAAGAGGAGCUUUGCCCCACACUGGGACCUGGUGGCCCGCGACUGACCCCGACCGCCUGGCGCUUCCGCUCCGCGUGAUCCCAAUCCUGGUUUUGCUGAGUAUUCGUCUCAGGCGAACGCGGUGACACAUUUGUUGCGCAGGCUCUAAAAAGAGCGAACCUUCUGCUACUGCCAGGAGAUUUUAAUCGUGAAAAAUUGUCGUUAUUGAGUCCCAAGAGUUGGUACGCUGUCCUGAACUGGAGGCUUUAGUCCCGACAAGAGGUUCGAACACCACGUCGGGCGUCGACGGCCUCUGUGUGACCCCCGGCGGUCAGGUACCGAUGCAAAGGAAGAUCUCCCAUAUUCUGUAGUUUCUUUUGAAUCCUCUCGGAAGUAAAACCGUUCUAGUCCCGAGAUGCCUCAAACUUUGAGAGAGGGAUCUCACCCUUACAGGCUGGAGUCCACAGAAAGCGAGAGACAGAGAGAGAGAGAGUUCUCGUUCUGCAAUAAGGUACCGGUCCCGAGAGUAGGUUUCGGGCUCAAGAAAAGAUGGCGGUCCCCAGAGAAGGCUUCGGUUUUGCCAGAAGGUUAUAAUCAAAGAGUUGCUUCUGGUCCCGAGAGAAGGUUCCGGUGGCCCCGCGUCAGGACCCUGUGGCCUCCAUCUGACCCGGCCGUCUUCCACGCUGCGGGAUUUGUUCUCGGUUCCUUUUCUUGCCCGUCACAAGUCUUCCUCUCGGGUUAAAGCGAUGACACAUUUGUAGGCGCGGGGACUGACUUCGGGGAAUAUCCGUCUUCACUCGUGUCGAGAGGGAGUUGAAGGACGGCUUGAGUUCCUCGUGCGGGACUCCGAAUGUCAGGGGCUGAAAGUUGAGCGCAGGACUGGGAGUAGUCUGGAGCAAACCCGCACGCCAAUUGUCCAAAUCUACUCAGAAUUGCCGAUCGGCACUCGGGAACAUUGCAGGUUCGACUACGACCCCGGAACACUUUGAUAACUUUUCAAAGUCAAUCGAAAUUACGCUUCCAGAUCGUACCACUACAGCCCGGCGUGUACAAUACAAUGCGACAAUUCUGAGACCGAAGAAGGCCAAAAUGAAGGCUCGGACGCGGGUUCCCUGGCUCAAAAGCGUCCGCGAGUACCUCAUGUACGCGAGGACGCCAUCGCACGAGCAAACGAGCGCAAUUCCUCUGCCGCGAUGCCAUCCGCCAACGACGAUUUCGAGCGUUGCACGAUGGCGGAGAUUAAAGAUAAUUCACGGGAUUACGUCGUCUUUUUUUUUGCUUUCUUUUUUCCGAAAUCAUCAUUUGGGAAAAGACCUGAAGGCUGAAGCGUGGCGGCGUUGUGGGAGUUCCCUCGCUUGUUCGGGGGCUGAGGCGACGCUGGGAAGAAGGGGAAAAAAAAAAAAAAAAAAAAAUCCAUGUGUGGCGUCCCAUUGUGAGGGUAACAGUCGUAAAUUUCGACCGUAAUCUCCCGUCGAAACACGAAGAUAAAAGAUAAUUAUCUCUUUCAGCGACGUGCCCCGGAGGCUUCUUGGACGGCCUCGCCGACGACGGGCUUAAAGCCUCGUAAACGCGCGAACGGCGACGAUUUGAUGUCGAACAACAUUUCAGAUUGAAAAGUCUGCAGCUCGCAGGGUUUUCACAUCAAAGGCGGCUCGCAUAAUAGCCGCCCGUCGUCCGUUUUCCGAGCGGCCAAAUCGCGUUUGGAUGGAAAUCGCGUGUCCUCGGGAGAGACGGGGGAAAAAAAAAAAUUUGCCUUCAACGCGCCAAAGAAGCACAAAACUAGCACACGUCGUCGUCAUGUCAACCAACAACAAACAACAACAGAAUCUCAUCAAAAUUUUGACAAAACAUCUCGUAGGCAAAACUUGUAAAUAUUCAUAAGAUGCGCUCGAGUGAGAUUCACAUGAAACGAGAUUUGCCUUCCGUUUGUCGGCAAAUACUCGCAACGGACUCUUUAGAUUGAAAAGUAAAGUCCGCAAUUAAAAAAUGAGUCAUGAGGUUUUUUAUUUUUAAAACUGCAACGAUUGUAAUCUCACAAAUCUCACAAACGCGCUACAAAUAUUCCCCCCCCCACCCCCCCCGCUGGGCCACAACUCGUUUGUAUUCAGUUCGUCGGCAAAUCCAAUUGGAAUGCACAUUUUGAUCCUUUUUUUUUUUCAGUAACCCUACUGGCAAAAAAAAAAAAACCCCAAAAGUCGCAUUAUGGGAAAGUGAAAACCAUUUAUUUGAUUAUCAUUAUUUAUUUAAUCAUAAACAAGAAAGUUUCGGGAUUUCAUUGGAAAAGUAAGUUGAAGUGGCCAAAAACUCAAAGGUAACCACACAAGUACCUCGUUAGACAAGUUAAAAAAAAAAAAAGUUCAUUUAUUUUACAAGUCAUUUGCACGACGUUUGCCGAAACUGAACUUCAACUCAACUAAAUUGCCGAGUUAAAAUUCAAAGCAGGACUCCAACUUUCAAAAAAAAACCAACCCAAAAACGAAACUGCUUGAGUGGUGAUGCGUGACCUCCGUUCAGGUUGCAGCUCAUCGUUUGCCAAAUACCAGCCGAGUAACUUUCAAGGUUAAACACGAGCGGCGUAUUUUUCUUCGCGUGUGCGUAUUCAGUCAGUCGCCUCGACAGCUGCCCAAAGGCUCCGCUUGCGCGGCUGAUUGAUGAGUUCAAAACCCAAAACAAAAACACGUGAGGCGUCUCUUUCUCGAGGUGCGUUUUACCGUUUUAGCGGCCUGCCCCCCUGAUUGGCCCGAGGCCCCAACUGCAGCUCACCUGGUGCCGCCCGCCAAACAUUUGCAUGACCACAACUGUCACGGCUGUUUCACCCCCACCCCCAUUCUCAUUAUUAUUAUUAUUUUUUUGUCGUGGUUGACGUAAGAGCACGCCGAUUAGCGGGGCCUUCGGCGGUUCCCUAAAUCCUCGGCCCGAUCGGACGCCGACAAUAGCCGCUCGCCCGUCGGACGACAACUUGUCGGCCCGGCCGCGUGUCUCGGGCGUAUAUUUUGAACAGAAAACAGGCGGAAAUGUUCUCCCGCCAGGCGCAGCGGCCACAAGGCUAACAUGGAUGACAUAGCCAAUGUUAGCGUGCCACAAAAAAACGACCAGCCUCAGAAGUUGCGGGCUCGACUACUUGUGGGCACAGCGACAAACGUUUCAAGGGUUCCCUUUCAAGACGUGACACGGCGGCCACUAAACUAUCAAAGACACGACGACAAAGACCAGGAUCACCAGGCCUUCCGUCCAAGGAUGAUCCGAGGCCAGGGCAGCAGUUUAAAGCCCUCAAGAAGUAGUUUUACCAGAGCCCGACACAGACGGGCCCGUGAUCGGAUAAAAAAAAAAAAAAUCAGGGACUAGGAUUACCGUGACAAGGUUGGGCAAGCUACCAAAGAACUCUUCGGAACUACGAACGGAAAGACUGUCGUCCACUCGACGAAGCGAGUCAACUAGGAAUGAGCUGACGAAAGACUUCCAGGCUCGCUCAGAAGAUGUCAAAAACCGGGAAGCCCGAGACUCAACAAAUCAACCAAAAAGCUUUCAGCUGUUCAGCGCUGGCAACUGGGACAGGCUAGAAACCGUGAACCAGGAAUUCAUUCGGACUACGAUUACAUAUCGGGUAAGACAUCGGCUUGGAACCGGAGAGUCUUAACACGAUAGCAACUCCGAUCAAAGGCUAACCGUUAUUCCACGAGUGAUUCUUGUCCAGGAUUACUCAAACAGUACACAAAGACUUUGAGGCGAGAAGACAAACCAAACCAAAUCACAUCAAGACUGAGGUUAAAAUUAACCCCAGCCAAGUAGUCGACAAAACAUUUUCAGGUCCCGAAAAGGCAAAACAAAAAUGCUCAAAUACUGUAUUCUGGUCUAGGAUUACACAAACCCUGCAGAAAAAAAAUGUUAGGCUAGGUGCGAAAUCAGAUCCUCUCAAAGGGCAGGAUUACCAAAAGCCAAAACCAAAAGAUCCCAGGAUAGGAGGGCAGAAACCAGUCCUGAGCAUGAGCAGACCCUUGCAUUCAUUCCAAUGACAAUACUUUGUUGUUUCAUGAGCAAAAAGAAAAUAGCUGACAUAUUUUACAUUGCUUACAGAGUGCAAAUACUGGUUUUAGCUUUUAACGUUCUCUGGCUCUGAGCUUUCCUGUACAAACACAACA
Syngnathoides biaculeatus (alligator pipefish) is the source of this 5749-nucleotide messenger RNA. RefSeq names its product GATA binding protein 3 (gene gata3). The record is from RefSeq and is a predicted model, not a curated record. Bases 446 to 1633 code for a protein of 395 amino acids. Lineage: Eukaryota; Metazoa; Chordata; Actinopteri; Syngnathiformes; Syngnathidae. Gene Ontology annotation, biological process: negative regulation of transcription by RNA polymerase II; cell fate commitment; embryonic organ development. Gene Ontology annotation, molecular function: RNA polymerase II cis-regulatory region sequence-specific DNA binding; zinc ion binding; DNA-binding transcription factor activity, RNA polymerase II-specific. The transcript has 5 exons. Gene Ontology annotation, cellular component: nucleus.